AACAGAUAAGAAAACCGGUGAAUGAGAUAAUGGAAGGGGGAUUACUGCCUCCAGGGUUUCGGUUUCACCCGACGGAUGAAGAGUUGGUCGGAUAUUACCUGAAAAGAAAAAAUAAAGGACUCGAAAUCGAGCUUGAAGUCAUCCCAGUCAUCGAUUUCUACAAGUUUGAUCCAUGGGAAUUGCCAGAGAAAUCGUUCCUUCCGAAACGAGAUAUGGAGUGGUUCUUUUUUUGUCCCCGGGAUCGAAAGUACUCGAAUGGCUCGAGAACAAACCGAGCUACCAAAGCUGGUUAUUGGAAAGCCACGGGAAAAGACAAGAAACUGGUGUGUCAAUCUGCCGUCACCGGCUAUCGUAAGACCUUAGUUUUUUACCAGGGACGUGCUCCUGUAGGUGAUCGAACGGAUUGGGUUAUGCACGAGUAUCGGCUCUCCGAUGAGACUCCUCAGGGAUCAACUAAUCAGGGUGCUUUCGUCUUGUGCCGCGUUGUGAAAAGGAAUGAGCAGAAGGCGAGUGACGUGCAUGGGAAUCCAGAGGUAAUGAGUUCAACAAAUGUAGAGCUUACUCCGGUUGGAAGAGUCUUCAACGAGCCCGUGCGGCCAUUCGAGCCCAUCUCGGUCGAUACCAAUACCAAUUCCGCCGGCGUCUGGGUCUCACCUGAUGUAGCUCUCGCUUCAUCAAACGAUUAUCCACAAAUAUGCGAAACAGCAGCUGAUCAGUACGAGUUUCCAAGCUUACAGUCGCCGUGGGAGUGGCGGCAAUGUCAACCAGACAAUUUCUCACCUACCUCGUCGUACUCGAACUUUGAGGAAAUCGAACUUUUCGAUGAUCUCAGUCGCAUCGGAUGCAUGUCAGCUUACGGACAUGCAAAUGACAUUCUAUGGCAAUGA
Messenger RNA from Hibiscus syriacus, 887 nucleotides. Its product is annotated as NAC domain-containing protein 71-like. The transcript has 4 exons. Gene Ontology annotation, biological process: regulation of DNA-templated transcription. The record is from RefSeq and is a predicted model, not a curated record. NCBI's taxonomy places the organism in Eukaryota, Viridiplantae, Streptophyta, Magnoliopsida, Malvales, Malvaceae. The coding region runs from base 30 to 887 and encodes 285 amino acids. Gene Ontology annotation, molecular function: DNA binding.